This is a messenger RNA of Neolamprologus brichardi, 662 nucleotides long. NCBI's taxonomy places the organism in Eukaryota, Metazoa, Chordata, Actinopteri, Cichliformes, Cichlidae. The record is from RefSeq and is a predicted model, not a curated record.
AUGUCGCAGGUGGAUACCGAGGGGAAAUGAGUAACAAGAUGGACGGUUCAGCGGGAGAGGGUGCCAAAGCCAAUGGGCCCAUUGCAGAACCUAACACCCCCACAAGUACAAUGGGCGCCCCUCUGUCCCCAGAAGAGCUGGCCGAAGAGCAGCAAUCAUCCCUGACAGAUGUCACUCAAAUGUGGAUUAACUUUGCCAAGACUUUUGCCCUAAUAUUUCCUAUCUACGUCUUGGGAUAUUUUGAAUUCAGCUUUAGCUGGGUUCUGAUUGGACUUGCAAUGCUUUUCUACUGGAGGAAGAACUAUGGCAACGGGGACUACAGGAUAAACCGUGCCUUAGCGUUCCUGCAGCAGGAGGAGAAAGCGGUGAAGCAAAGUGUGCCAACCACAGAGCUGCCACCAUGGGUCCAUUAUCCAGAUGUGGAAAGAGUGGAAUGGCUGAAUAAGACGGUGAAGCAGAUGUGGCCGUUUAUCUGCCAGUUUGUGGAGAAGCUGUUCAGAGAGACAAUCGAGCCGGCGGUGAAGGGCGCCAACCCUCAUCUCAGCACCUUCUGCUUCACCAAGAUUGACAUGGGCGACAAGCCGCUGAGAGUGAAUGGAGUGAAAGUUUACACAGAAAAUGUGGACAAGAGGCAGGUUAUCAUGGACCUGCAGAUCAGGUAG